This is a messenger RNA of Perkinsus marinus ATCC 50983, 161 nucleotides long. RefSeq lists its product as hypothetical. The annotation marks the transcript as partial. The record is from RefSeq and is a predicted model, not a curated record. The transcript has a single exon. Lineage: Eukaryota; Perkinsozoa; Perkinsida; Perkinsidae.
GUACAAUGUAUGUGAGGGGUACGGGUGGCCUUGGUAAGAAUCAGCACAUGACCUUUGACGAGAGUGGUGACGAAGGGUCGGAUAAUGAGGAGGAUGAAGAUGCUGAUGAGGAGAGUGCUGCUGCUGCUAAGCAGGCCUUCAUAGAGUCGAUGAAGCAGAAG